AUGCCUGCAUCACCAUCAUCAGUCACCACUAGAUAUACCAGCCACUGCCACCCUUUCGUCACCACAGUCACCACCAGAUACACCAGCCAGCACACAGAACACAGUCACCACCAGACACACCGACACACCCACCGCCACCCCUUCGUCACCACAGUCACCACCAGACACACCAACCACCGCCACCCACCACAGUCACCACCAGACACACCAACCACCGCCACCCCUUCGUCACCACAGUCACCACCAGACACACCAACCACCGCCACCCCUUCGUCACCACAGUCACCACCAGACACACCAACCACCGCCACCCCUUCGUCACCACAGUCACCACCAGAUACACCAACCACCGCCACCCCUUCAUCACCACAGUCACCACAACCGCUCGCGCGCGUGUGGUAG
Messenger RNA from Penaeus vannamei (Pacific white shrimp), 402 nucleotides. Lineage: Eukaryota; Metazoa; Arthropoda; Malacostraca; Decapoda; Penaeidae. The record is from RefSeq and is a predicted model, not a curated record.